AUGGAUUACGUAUCCAUCCCUUCCUUCAUCAGCAAGACUCUUCAAGGAAGAAGUCAACCACAGGAUCGGAACAUAGCAUCAAAAUCCCCCCAUCCCUUGAGUUAUCCCAAGAGUUCUUUACGCUACAAUCCGCAACUCUUUAAGAACCCAUCAUCAGAAUAUCGAGGAUGCCCCUUCUGGGCAUGGAAUACAAAACUCGACAAGGACCAACUCCUUCGCCAGAUUGAUUAUUUUGCUGAGAUGGAAUUGGGGAGAUUUCAUACGCAUGUUCGUACUGGUCUCGAUAUAGAAUAUAUGGGAACAGAAUUCAUGGAUAUGAUUCGUGCUUGUGUUGAUUAUGCCGAAACCAAACAAAUGUUAGCUUGUUUAUAUGAUGAUGAUAGAUGGCCCUCUGGGGCUGCUGGUGGUAAGGUUAUUGAGAAGUAUCCUGAACAUAAAGGGAAACAUCUCCUUUUUACACCUCAUCCUUACGGCACAGUACCACUUGGAGAAGGUGCUCCUUCAUCAGCCAGAGCCAGCAGGAGUGAGAAUGGACAUCUAAUAGCAAGGUAUGAUCGAGUUGGAUAA
Molecule: messenger RNA, 567 nt
Organism: Sclerotinia sclerotiorum 1980 UF-70
Lineage: Eukaryota; Fungi; Ascomycota; Leotiomycetes; Helotiales; Sclerotiniaceae
Exons: 2
Coding region: 1-567 (188 amino acids)
Source: RefSeq, a predicted model, not a curated record